Messenger RNA from Saccharomyces kudriavzevii IFO 1802, 2349 nucleotides. RefSeq names its product Css1p (gene CSS1). Lineage: Eukaryota; Fungi; Ascomycota; Saccharomycetes; Saccharomycetales; Saccharomycetaceae. The coding region runs from base 1 to 2349 and encodes 782 amino acids. The transcript has a single exon. The record is from RefSeq and is a predicted model, not a curated record.
AUGUUCAAUCGUUUCAAUAAAUUUCAAGUUGCUUUAGCCUUGGUUCUUUACUCUCAAGGUGCAUUGGGCCAGUACUAUAGCAAUACCACGUCAAUUCCAAGCAACAGUUCAUCCAGAGCUGUUGCAUCAAGUUCUUCAGAUUCCUUUGCGAUUAGUACUUCCAUCACUCAAUCUGCUUCAUCUGCUUCCGAUGUCUCAAGUUCUAUCGCUCCAUCGACCUCAUCCGCUACCGACAUCUUGAGUUCUGUAUCUCAAUCAGCUCCGUUCGCUUCCAGCUCAUUCGCCUCUCUUUCAUCCGCCACUGCCACACAAUCAAUCACUUUCAGUUCUGAUUUCUCAAGUUCUAUCCCUCUAUCGACCUCAUCUGUUUCUGGCGUCCCAAGUUCCUUCACUUCCGGUUCCUUAGGUUCUAUCACUUCUUCAGCUUCUAGCGCAAGUGCCACAGCCUCCAACUCACUUUCUUCCAGUGAUGGUACUAUUUAUUUGCCAUCUACAACAAUCGCUGGCGAUCUAACGCUAACAGGUUCAGUGAUUGCAACAGAAGCCGUCGAAAUUGCAGCCGGCGGUAAAUUGGUCCUACUUGACGGUGACAAAUAUGUCUUCUCAGCUGAUCUGAUAGUUAACGGUGAUUUGGCAGUGGAAAAAUCCAAGCCAACCUACCCAGGUACCUCAUUCGACGUUUCAGGUGGUAACUUUGAAGUUUCAGGUAACUUCGAUGCUGAAGAACCCGCUGCUACUUCUGCGUCUAUCUACUCGUUUACACCUGGCUCUUUUGUAAGCAGCGGUGUCAUUUCUUUGAAUCUUUCAGAGGCCAAGAAGGGUGAAGUUACUUUCUCUCCGUACUCUAACUCUGGUAGAUUCUCUUUGUCAAACGCUAUCCUCAACGGCGGUUCUGUCUCCGGUUUGCAACGUAGAGCGGAAACAGAGGGAUCCAUAAACAACGGUGAAAUUAAUCUAGACGACGGAAGUACCUAUGUCAUUGUUGAACCUAUUUCCGGAAAAGGCACAGUAAACAUUAUCUCUGGUAACCUUUACUUACAUUACCCAGAUACUUUUACUGGUCAAACUGUCGUUUUCAAGGGAGAAGGUGUUCUUGCCGUUAACCCCACUGAGACCAACGCUACUCCUAUUCCUGUUGUUGGCUACACCGGUAAAAACCAAAUUGCCAUUACUGCCGACAUCACUGCGCUUUCUUAUGACGGUACCAUCGGUGUUUUAACUGCGACUCAGGGCAACUCACAAUUCUCUUUCGCCGUUGGUACUGGAUUCUCCAGCGCUAGCUUCAGUGUUUCCGAAGGAACCUUUGCUGGCGCCUAUGCUUACUAUCUAAAUUACGCUGGUGUUUUAGCUUCUAGUGCCACAUCUUCAUCCACCUCUACCAUAUCUGGAGCUUCUUCCACUUCAUCUGGAAAUUCCACUUCUGCUACUGGUACUGGCUCAAUCACGUCAUCCGGUGCAUCUGUCUCAGGAUUGAACACCUCAUCUGAAACAUCCAUUUCUACCACUGGUACUGAUUCGGUCACCUCAUCCGUCUCAGGUUCAAGCACUUCAUCUGGCGUUUCUGCAUCUAGCUUUACCUCAGGUUUUGCAUCUGUUUAUACCACAACACUAACUUACGCAACUGCCACAAGUACAAUCGUCGUUUCCUGUUCAGAAACAACUGACGGUAAUGGUAACAUCUACACCAUCACCAAAACUAUUCCAUGUUCCUCCACUACUGCCACAAUCACUUCUUGUGAUGAAAACGGAUGUCAUGUCACUACAUCAAUCGGUCACGAUGCGACCGCUACCGUUUCUUCUAAAUCAUACACCACUGUCACUGUUAGUCAUUGCGACGAUAACGGCUGUAAUGUAAGGACUGUCACUUCUGAAGCCCCUGAAGCUAUCACAACUACCGGUUCUUCUACAUUUUAUACUAGCUCCACUGUCACUCACUGUGACGAUAACGGCUGUAAUGUCAAGGCUGUCACUUCUGAAGCUCCUGUAGAAACUUCAACAGCCACUGCUUCUUCAAGGUCGUUCACCACUACCACUGUUACCCACUGUGACGACAAUGGCUGCAACUUGAGGACCGUCACUUUCGAAGUCCCUGAAGCCACCGCUACCAUUACCUCCACACAAUCAUAUACCACUUCUGAAGCUCCUAAACCAACCUCAUUGACCGCUGCUAUUUCAGAAGCAUCUAGUGUGGUUUCCGAAGUUUCUAAGUCUGGCAUUCCAACCUCUCGAACGAUUGCUCCUAAAACUUCUAAUGCUAUCACUAUUCAAUCCGAAGGUAUCGCAGCAGGUUUGAGAAUAAACGCUUUGAGCACUUUGGUCAGUAUUUUCGUUCUUGCUUUUUUUAACUAA